AUGGAGUUUAGACGUCUAGAUCCACCUUGUUUUUCUGGCAAGCCAGAUCCUAUGGCAGCCGAGUUAUGGAAGUCAGAAAUAGAGAAACUUUUUCAAGUUAUGGGUUGUACUUCCAAGCAAUGUGUUACCUUAGCGACUUAUCAAUUGCAAGGAGAGGCAGAACAAUGGUGGAAGUCAGUUGUUCGUUCAGUAGAUCCAAAAUUUGUGUGGACAUGGGAAGCAUUUAAAGACCAGUUCGAUCGUAAGUUUUUCCCCGUAGCUGUUCGUCGUCAGAAAGCACAUGAAUUUGAUUCUUUGGUUCAGGGUGAGAUGUCUGUUGCUGACUAUGAGGCUCGUUUUAUAGAAUUAUCUCGUUUUGCUCCACAUUUAGUAGCCAAUGAUGAUUUAAAGGCGAGGAAAUUUGAGGAUGGUUUGCGUCCUAGUUUGCGAUCUCGAGUUAGAGGGUUUGAGUUGUCGACUCUUGAGGGAGUAGUAGCGAAGGCACAGAUUUUUGAGUCUGAUUGGAACCAACAACAAAGUACGCAUCCAUCUACUUCUAAUCAGCAAAGGAAGAGGAGAUUUAUUUCAGAGAGUGGUAGUAGUUUUCAGCCCUUUUCAUCCCCAAAGAGGCCUACAGUUAGAUAUGAUAAUGUAACAAGACUUGAUGUAAGACCCCCAGUAUUACCAUCUGUUCCUCAACGACAGUUUUUAGCCAAACCUGAUGUCAGAUCCCCAGUAUCACCGUCUGUUCCUCAAAGAGAGAUUCUCAGACUAAGGGAGGAGUCAUAGAAGGUAUACUUGUAGUAUCAUCCCUUUUUGCACGUGUCCUUUUUUAUUCUGGCGCAUCACAUUCAUUUAUAGCAAAUAGUUUUUGUCAGUCGUUGGAAUUGCCGAG
This is a messenger RNA of Magnolia sinica, 874 nucleotides long. RefSeq lists its product as uncharacterized. The record is from RefSeq and is a predicted model, not a curated record. The transcript is spliced from 2 exons. Bases 1 to 768 code for a protein of 255 amino acids. NCBI's taxonomy places the organism in Eukaryota, Viridiplantae, Streptophyta, Magnoliopsida, Magnoliales, Magnoliaceae.